This is a messenger RNA of Austrofundulus limnaeus, 7264 nucleotides long. RefSeq names its product insulin receptor substrate 2. The transcript is spliced from 3 exons. Bases 175 to 3465 code for a protein of 1096 amino acids. The record is from RefSeq and is a predicted model, not a curated record. Gene Ontology annotation, biological process: insulin receptor signaling pathway. Lineage: Eukaryota; Metazoa; Chordata; Actinopteri; Cyprinodontiformes; Rivulidae. Gene Ontology annotation, molecular function: phosphatidylinositol 3-kinase binding; insulin receptor binding. Gene Ontology annotation, cellular component: cytosol; plasma membrane.
CGUCACAUGUUGUUUUUCUCCUGGAGGAUCAGCGCAGCUCAGACUCAGCUCUGCAGCUUGUUUUUCCUAUUUAUUUCAGUUUUUUGUUUUUUCUUAAAAAAAUCUGUGCGUCUAUUCGUUUUUAUUUAGAAAAAAUACCUACUGAGCUGAUCUGGACUUGAAAUCGAGGCAGUAAUGGCGAGUCCUCCGACGUCGGGAGGACACCUGUUAUCCGGCGGGACGGCGGACGUGAAGAAGAGCGGCUACCUGCGGAAGCAGAAACACGGACACCGGCGCUUCUUCGUGCUCCGGGAGCACACGGAGCGCAGCCCGGCCCGACUCGAGUACUACGAGAGCGAGAAGAAGUGGAGGAAUAGGUCCGCCGCCAAGCGGGUCGUCACCCUGGACUCGUGCCUGUGCGUCAACAAGCGGGCGGACGCCAAACACAAGUACCUGAUCGCCCUUUACACCAAGGACGAGUACUUCGCCGUGGCUGCGGACACCGAGCUGGAGCAGGAGAGCUGGUUCUCGGUUCUGACCGAGCUGAUUGCAGAGGGGAAGGUGUUCGACAGCCCCGCCUCCACCUCCUCCUUAGUGGGCUUUGAGGACUCCAGCUAUGGACACCUUACUCCUGUAAGCACUGCCUACAAGGAGGUGUGGCAGGUCACCUUGAAGUCCAAAGGUCUGGGUCAGGUCAAGAACCUCACUGGGGUCUACAGGCUGUGCUUGUCCAGCAGAAUCAUCAGCUUCGUUAAGCUGAACUCAGAAACGGCGGCGGUCACGUUGCAGCUCAUGAACAUCAGGAGGUGUGGCCACUCCGACAACUUCUUCUUCAUUGAGGUGGGCAGGUCAGCGGUGACAGGUCCUGGGGAGUUCUGGAUGCAGGCAGAGGACUCGGUGGUGGCGCAGAACAUCCACGAAACCAUCCUGGAGGCCAUGAAGGCCAUGAAGGAGCUGUCCGAGUUCAGGCCGAGGAGCAAGAGCCAGUCGGCCAGUACCAACCCCAUCUCCGUGCCCACCAGGCGCAACCUGAACAACCUGCCCCCCAGUCAGACCGGCCUGGUGAGACGGUCCAGAACCGACAGCAUGGCCGCCUCGUCCCCGGGAACUAAGUACCCGUCCUGUCGGAUAAGAACAUCCAGCGAGGGCGAUGGAAGCAUCACCCGGCCUGCGUCCAUGUCCAUAUCUGUGAGCAAGAGUCCCAGCAGUCCCGGGUCUGGGAGUCCACUGAACAGGUGCCUCACUCUCAGUAGUGGGCGAACCUGCAGGAUGCUAGAGUCCGCCUCCAACCUUCACCACGGCCGCUCUGUACCAGGGUCCAACUCUCCCCCGGCUGCCUCCAGCCCCAUCAGCGCGUCACCCAGAGGAGGGACCGCAGUCUCCACUCCAGACAAAACCAGGCGGCCCUUCAGCUGCAGCGCUUCCAUUUCAGGGUCACUCGGCGAUGCUGGGUUCAUGCUCUGCGACGAUUACAGCUCCAGUCCAGGCGAGCCCCGGUUCCUCUGCUUGACUCGGAGCAACACCCCUGACUCUCUGUCCAGCACGCCGCCGUCCCGUGACGCCAGCGACCCCGGCGGAUACAUGAUCAUGGAGGGCUCCAACGGCGGCAGGUCCGGGGCCAAAGGUUCGACUUUGGAAAAGGCGUACAGGAAACGGACGCACUCCCUCACCACUCCGCGUCAACAGAAAGUGGUGGCAUCAUUGUCAUCUGCGUCUUUGGAUGACUACACACUCAUGAGGAUGGCCCAUGGACAGAACUCCCACUCUGCUUCCCCUAAAGUCUGCUACCCCGAGGACUACGGUGACAUCGAGAUCGGCUCGUCCCGCAGCUCCAGCAGCAACCUCGGAGACGACGGCUACAUGCCCAUGACGCCCGGCGUAGCUUCCCAAUCCAGCAAGAUGGACAACUAUGUUCCCAUGAGCCCCAUGUGUGUUUCUGCUCCGAAGCAGAUCGUGAACCCCAGGGCCCAUCCCCAGACGGCUGCCGGUGGCGGCUACAAGACCAACUCCCCCUGCAGCAGCUCUCUGGAGGACAGCGGCUACAUGAGGAUGUGGUGUGGCUCCAAGUCCUCCAUUGAGAGCCCCGACAGGCACAGUGAAUAUAUGAACUUGUCGCCCGGGAACCCCCCUCCUCUACAGACCCCGCCCGAUUACUUCCUGGGUCCACUCACAGGUGAACCGGCAUCCUUUAGACCUGCCUAUCAGACUGGAUCCCUCACCUUGCCUGCGAAACUUCAGGCGUCCAAGAAUGAGGACAGUGGUCAGUACGUGUUGAUGAGCCCCCAAAGCUCAAAGAGGUCGGAAGGGUCGGACUACUACUCGGUGAUGCACCCCAGCGCAACGCAGACGUCACCUCUGAGCCCCUCUGUGCCCUCUCCACUCAGACACAACCGAGCAGAGAGCCUGGCUUACCGAGGAAGGCUGGGCCGACCCAACCGGCUGUCCUUGGACACCCUGCGGACCCUGCCCAGCAUGAACGAGCACCCGCUCCCUGGAGAGCCCCGGAGCCCCGGCGAGUACAUCAACAUUGACUUUGGGGGAACCGGAUCCUGCACCGUGUCCACAGAGAGCCAGUCUUCGUCUCUGGGCUCCAGUAGUGGCGGCGAACUGGGGAGGUUGUCUUUGACAGACUACAUCAACCUGGACUUGGGCUCACACUCGCCCAAAGAGGCAGAUGCUCCCGCUGAGAACCUGGACGCUCUACCAGAGUUCCCCUCAUGCUCCUGCUCAGAGGAGGACGGGGUGUACCACGAGGAGCGGGAGAAAGGCCUCGGCAAUGAAGUCAAAGAUGACUACACUGAGAUGACAUUUGGGCGGGCCAGCUCGCCGCCGCACCUCGUACCCCAGAACCCAACAAGCAGUCAGAGCAACAGGGAGCGGCGUCUGUCCCAUGAGGACCAAGGUGUCCCAGACCACAUCGGGGUCUUCCUCCUUGGCGCCCCCUCAUCCUCCAACCCGGACUGCUCCGCCAAGGUCAUCCGGGCCAAUCCUCAGGGGCGGCGGCGCCACAGCUCUGAAACCUUCUCCUCCACGGCCACGGUGACCCCGGUCUUCCCCUCGUUCGCCCGCCAGGACGCUGUGAAGAGACCCAGCUCGGUGGAGAACAUCUCGUCUCGGAGCAGCGAGUGCUCCGACGAGGAGUUUGGCAGCCCUGUAAACCGCCAUGGCUCCAGCGGUUAUGCCGGUGGACUGAACUACAUCGCCUUGAACCUGCUGGACAACAGAGACGUGGAGAAAUGUGGCGACCUGAUCGGGUUUAAACCUGCCAGCAGCUGCAAAGGGGGCAUCAACGGAUUACACAACAUGCCGUACGUCUGUUUGGGCUUCAAGGAGGCCGCAACCACCGCCAAAGGUGGGUGGAGCUACUUAAAAAUUCAUACUGAAGAACUCCUCAGGACUUGGCGUCUCAACCUGCUGCUUGAAAACAAAAACACAAACCUAAAAGACAAGACGAUUCGGCCCAUCCGCCGGGCCCCCGUGACCUGAAAAGACAGUUUGGACCUUGGUCAUCACGAGACACAAAAGAAAUAAGCAGGUCACCAUUUAUGGCGCAAAUCGCCCCAAAGCGGGACAGGUGUGUUUUUUUUUCUCUGUUUUUUUAUUUAUUUUUUUAUUUUUUGUGUACAUUUUUUUUUGGUACGUCUCAUGUUUCCCUGCACUUUGAGAGGCCAUUUCUCCUGUGACCUACAUUUUUGGCACAAGCACAGAAGCAAAGAUAGUCAGACAAGCUGUAAUGGUACACAAAAACUAUUUAUUUACUCCAGGGUAGUUUGUGUCUGAGUGCGAGUGUGUCUCUGAGAGCAGCUGGUAUGUAAGUGAACAACGAGAAUACCAAGGUACACUGACUAUAUAUAUAUAUAUAUAUAUAUAUAUAUAUUAGAUACUUUAUUUAUUUUUGGAUGCUGAAUGUGUGAUAAGACCUGCCCAAUGCCUUAAUGUGUAUAUUCUUUAUGUUUUUUUAUUAAAUAUAAGAUAAAUAUUCUAUUAAGGUUUGUUUGGAUCUCUAUAUUGUUGUUCUAUUGUGGAAAAUACAGUUUUCCAAUUAAAAUAUACUGUUUCAGAACUGAACCGAACCAGUUUGGCUGCUGGAGAUCUGAUUUAUUCUGAUGAAAUUUAAAGUAUUUUCUUAAUAAAUAAUCACCUAUAUAUUCUAAACCCAGGUUUUUUUGUCCGAUAAAGAGCUUUGGACUUAGAGGAAUAUAUUUCAAAGUGUCUAUAAGAGUUAUUAUGCAUGUUGUUGUAACUGUACCUCCCACUGAUCCUCAGUCACUUGAGUCUAAAGACCUCACACACUCCUACCUUUGAACCUACGGCCUGCGGUUCUGACCCACGCAGGCCAUCCUGCUGUGAUAUCAUUUGACUGUACAACUGUCUUGUUGUGAUGGUGUUGGGGGCGACUGUUUCUAACUCAUGAUGUGAGGCUUAAGUAGAGGAGAUAAUGGCACUGAAAAUGGCACCAUAAUGGAGGUUCAAUGAAGAUCUGAAAACAUAAAAAGCUAGCAAGCUAGCUGAAACGUAAUAUGUCAAACUGAAACAUUGAAAAGUCCAUGUACCUCAAAAAAUCAGUCAAGAUAACCAACAUGCUAGCUAAUAUCGUUUACCUGUCACUAAUGGACCAUAAUACUGAAAUAAUAGCAAUGAUUUACAGCUAAUGAUUUUAAAUUAAAAAUGUUUUAAUUUUUAAUUACAAGUUUAUUUUUUACAGAGAACAUGCACAAUUUAAAGGAAAAACAAAAACUGCUAACGUAGCGUAUUUCCAACAGAGUUUCUCUAAUGCUAGCAAACAAUAACUGACCGGUCUCUAAUGCAGUAGUGGGCAUGGUUCCACUAAUCAGCUAAACAAAUUUUAUGUGUAGCGGAUUGGCUUUUUACCUAACUUUGUAAAUUAUUAGCAGACCAAUUAGCUUAUUCUAUACUAGUUUUUUUUCACAACUUUAAGUCACUAACUAACGAGCUAACAUUAACAGGUUUGUGUCAGUCCCAUCUGUCUUCAUCUCAAAGGAGACAACCUGAUGCUGGCUCACUUUGCUGCAUCCUCAUGAGUACAGAGCCCAUUCUGGGCCACGUCUUUCCAGUACAGUAGGCUGCAUAAAACUGCUGUGAAAUGAGACAGUCCAGCCUUUGCUUGACGUAUGUUUGCAUGACUACGCACUUCGUUCACGUCAUAUCAGACUUAAAAUGCGUUGGGAUGUGUAUUUACCCAUCUUUUCACAGAACGACUUCACAAUUACAAUGUUACACGUAAAUAAAUAAUUAAAAAAUAAUAAUUUUGGUUUAGCUUCAGUAUCAGUACUUGUAGUUGUGUUUUAUAUAACAUCUUAUUGCAGCAUGAAUUUCAUCAACUAAGUUGCUAAACUUAUGUUUAAAAACAAAUUCUUUGGUCCGUGAUGUCUUUUCCGAACUAUGCCGACUUGGUAAAAAAAUAAAACUCUGCCGUCUGCGCACUGAAUCCUGGAAUAUCCUCAGUUGGGAAGGACACUCUGAUGCAUUCUUGAUUUUUUUUUAAUUUUUUGGGCCUCAUGAGGAGGCAGCUUCGAAUUGGGACAGCACUCUGCAAGGGCAGUGACGUACGCAGCCGACAAAUGCGUACUUAUGAGGACGCAGCCCCUGAAUUGAGACACAGCCUGAAUGACCAUUGCUUUACAGAUUAGCAAUUAGCUGUUAAGUGUUAGCUUUUGCUAAUUUUUUUAUAUAUUUAGUUAGUGGAUUACGAGUUAGAAAAGCAAACUUCUUGGUUAGCCGUACCCACCACUGCACCAAUGGACCAUAACUGUGAAACAAUUUACAGCUUCAGAAAUCUAAAGUGGAUUAUUUUUCAACUUCUCUUAAGUUUAAAAGUAGCUUUAAAAUUGUAAAGUGUUACUGUGAGCAUAAUGAGAAAUGUUAACAUGUAGCAUACUACAACAAGAUACUGUCAAUGUUAGUGUUCCUUUUUGUAUGUAUUUUUUCACAUUUAGCAGUUUAGCAUUAGUUUCCAGUAUUUUCUUUAGCAUGUUUACCUUAUUUAUUAGCUUUAAUUAAACUAUAUUUUUAGUUUGCAUAUUAUUAUUUUAGUUAAUUAUACCCACCACUGCUAAUAAACCUACAGCAAAUAAACCAUCAUAAAUGCAAGAUUAUUUAUUAGCAGUGUCUAUAACUUUUACGCAUAGGAUAAAUGCUAAUAUGUAGCAUAAUAUGCCAAUUUGGUAAACAAAAUUACAGAUUCAAACCUUCCUAAUCUUGGCUGACAAUAAAUGUAAAAUAAAUGAGGAAGUAUGAAAACUGUCUUUAAUUUAGGUACGACACAAUUUUUAUGUGCCCAAAAGAAAACUUAUAAAAAAAAAUAAAAUAAAAUAAAAAGUUUAAAUUUUAUCAUAGAUCCUCCAAAAUGGCCGCCAAGAUUUCAAGAGCACUCAUCAGCUUUUUGACUGUGGUCUUUGUGUUCUCCAUGCUGCUGACUCUAACCAGAUCCAACCAGCUUCAAGCUCCUUUAGAUGUAAAGUAGAUUGUAAAAAACUGUCUGAAUGUAUCUCUGAGCAGAUUUUAAAUGGUUUAAAUAAGUGUUGAAUUUUAUUGGAGCUGUACCAAGUUAACUUWUGGUAUCUAUUUAUCAGAGUUUUAAAUGUGUAUAUAGUGUAAAUAUAUAUUAAAAAGAGUUUAACAGAAAUUUCUUGGAUAUAUGUAGAGUUCUUAAAUUUAUCUUAAACUACGACAAUGUUGAUGUGAGAAACUAUGAACUCUAGAUUUUUACAGGGUUUUUGUUAGAGGAUAUAUACUUUACUGUCUGCAUAUUCCCCUCACAGUUUCUAUGAUUAUAUGGAAAAUACAAAUAAAUUGUGUUUAUUUUAUUAUAGAGAUCUCUUUGCCUUGUUGACACACUUUACCUAAUGGCAUAUGCAAUAGUGACAUGAAUAAAAUCUAGUUUACAACUUUGGAACCAAAUGUAACAUUGCAUUCUUAUUAUUGUUAUUAUUUUCUUGUUAAAUAGGAGCCGUUGAGCUCCGUGUAUAUUUCUCUCUCUGCCAAGUGUUUUGUGUUCUCAUUGCUGGUAAAUUUUGUUCUUGAAGCAUUUUUUCCUCUAUUUUUGUCUCUAUGUUUGGAUCAUUCUGUAGUAAUUGAUCAUGAAUUGACUCAGUUUGAAUGUUUUGUCUUCCAUUGUACAUAUUUCAAUAUACUGUUUAUUGUGAUGCUCACAGGAGAUAAUUAUAAUGAUUUAUAAAUUCUGGUAGUCAAGUAUUUUUAUUUUUAUUUUUGUCUGUAUUAAUUAUUAAUAGCAACCAACAGAAAUAAAAUACUUUAUGUACAA